Molecule: messenger RNA, 846 nt
Organism: Anthostomella pinea
Lineage: Eukaryota; Fungi; Ascomycota; Sordariomycetes; Xylariales; Xylariaceae
Source: the annotation of a GenBank genome assembly
AUGACCAGCCCAGUACUUGCUCGUCCAAAGGAGAUAGCCGCACAGCGAGUCCUUGUGGUCGGCCCAACUGGAGCGGGCAAGUCAUCGUUCAUCUCAGCAGCCGUGGGCCGCGAUAUUGGAAUCGGCCACGGCGGAGAAUCCUGCACGGAGAGUUGCGGACGUUAUAGAGUUCGUGCGGGCGACGCGGACUUCGAGCUGAUUGAUACUCCAGGAUUCGACGACCAAUCUCGCGAUGAUUUCAGCAUCUUGGAGAACAUCAAAGAAUACCUCGACGGCGUCGUGGGAAUAGUCUACUGCCAUCGCAUCACCGACACCCGUAUGAUCGGGAAUGUCAGACUCAACCUCGAUAUCAUCAAGGCGGUAGUCGGGAGGGCUUUCUGCAGUCGAGUCGUCAUAUGCAGCACCAUGUGGGACACUCUGUCAACUCAAGCGAUCACGGCGAAGCAAGGGCAGUUUCGGGAGCGAAUGGAAGGGCUUCUGGACUCGGUCUUUGGGAGUAUGAUGGAAAGAGGUGCCCAUUACAAGGAGUUCCGGCCAAGCGAUAAGGAUACUUGCACGAACAUAUUGGACAUCUUCACCUCUCAGCGAUGUGCCCCACGCCUGGCAUUAGCAGAGCAGCUCUCGGAGAAGUUUCACAUGCGCGAGACUAAACCGGGCGUUGUGAUCUUGGAUGAGAGGAAGAAGCGAGACAAGGACAGAAAGGCCCAAGCACAGGGUUUGGGUGACGGGGGAAGUUCGCUGGGGCUGCAGGUGUCUUCGCCUAGGGAGAGGACCAUGAGGGGGAAACGGCGUCACGCGGACGGCUCCAAGAAAAGCACGGCGUUGUUGUCCCAUUGGGGCCUGUAA